This is a messenger RNA of Triticum aestivum (bread wheat), 2353 nucleotides long. RefSeq lists its product as uncharacterized. The coding region runs from base 141 to 1499 and encodes 452 amino acids. The record is from RefSeq and is a predicted model, not a curated record. Gene Ontology annotation, molecular function: protein binding. The transcript is spliced from 2 exons. NCBI's taxonomy places the organism in Eukaryota, Viridiplantae, Streptophyta, Magnoliopsida, Poales, Poaceae.
GUGGACGUGGUGCCUGUUCACGGCGGAGUCACCUUUCUCUCGUCCUCUCCCCGCACACGACGGCACACCAGUAGACAGGCAGCUCAGCUCGUGGCGAGAAGGCGGCGGCGGCGGCGGCGGCGGCGGCCAGGGAAAGACCAAUGGAGGACGACGAUGCAGCACCGCAUCUUCCUAUGGACAUCUUAUACAAGAUCCCGACACACAUCUCUGAUCCAGCCUCCCUUGCCCGCCUCGCUUCGUCCUGCAAGUUCUGGCGCAAUCUCAUCAAGGACCCGGCCUUCCUUGAGCGCCUUAGGAGGCGGCACCGCGACCACGGUUUCACCCCGUCCCUCCUUCUUGGCUUCUUUUACCAGGACAAGAAAAGGUCUUCCUCUGACCUCUGGAAGUAUUACAUUGACAAAACCCGCUGUUUGGCACCAAGCUUCAUGCGGAUGUCUGAAUUGUCGCACUUUGUUGGCAACAAAUCUGCUCGCAAUGCUAUUAAGCCACUAUCCCUUGAGACCUUUAUUCCAGGUCUUGGUGCAAGCCUUAACUUCUAUAAGCCCAUUGCAUCCCAGGACAACUUCCUGGUCCUCCGCCGCCAAUCAGAAGUUGCCACGCCCAACGGUCAGGCCCUGAAUGAUUUAUUAUGUGUCUGCAAUCCUCUCACUGGCGAAACCUUUGAGAUUCCUAGCCACAGAUAUGUACCUCCUGACCAUUAUGCCUUGUUUGUCACCAAUGAUGUCAACAUUUAUGGAUGCAUGUCCCAGUCCUUCCAACUGACCGGCAUUUGGAUAAAAAAGGGAGAUCGUUUCAUCUGUGAGUGCUACAGCUCGAAGACUGGAACAUGGACGAGAUCUCAAGGAGUUCCUCAUCUAAUGCAUGGCCUUUACUUGGUAUCAUCCUCAGCCACUGCUUCUGGUGGUGUCAUCCAUUGGCUCUGUGGUAGCUGGAAACAAAUGUCGCUCACUCACAUUGCCACGCUGCACAUUGGCAAUAUGGAAUUGUCAUACCUGGAGCUCCCACCCGAAGCAAAGCGCAACAAGGCUCCAGUGUUGGGGAGUUCAGCAGAUGGGGGGAUUCUGUUGCUCAUCGUGCAAGGGCUUCAGAUGUUACUUUGGAAGCACAGCAAUGCACUUGGCACUGACUCGAGCAGCUGGGUGCUUUCUGAAAGAAUUGACAUGCGAAGUUCCUUGCCGCAGCGGGUGGCCACAUUGGGGAUCAGGGCAAAGGUCAGGUUGGAGAUGUUCCGAGGCAAAAGUGGGACGGUGGUGCUCUGGAUCGAUGAGGAAGGCCUCUUUGUGUUCAGCCUCAGCGAUAGGUCGAUGAGGAGGAUCGACAGUGCGCAUGUGACCAAGAAGUACUUCCUCUGCCCAUAUGAGAUAGAUUGGCUGUCCUGCCUCGCGAUCACGAACCUUGUCGUCGAUGGCUCGCUGUCUUUGGAUGCAGAAAGGCAGAAGACCCAAGGCAGAUGGAGGACAUUAAUGGGUAGGAAUUUGGCGACAAACGGAGCAUCUUAAUUGCCAUUAACCUGGUUUGUUGAUGGUAUGACAACCAUUAAUUAUAAUAUCAUUGAACGUGUUUCCUUAUGUAUGAUCAUCAUAAUGAUGGCUAUUAGUUUGUUACAUCAGUCUUUUUUUUUGCGAGGAAAGAGUGAAUAUAUUAGCUAGCAAUAGAGAUACAAUCGGUGUUCAUAGCUAUGGCAAUUUCCUGAGGGAAAUUUCUUAGCCAAACUGCAGUUUUCACCUGCUCUCUACCUAGCUGUGCUAAGCCAUGGCUCACAGAGUUGGCUUUGCGACUGAUUUUGACGAUCGAGACAUCUCUUUCCUGAAGAAGUUCACGAAUAUUCUGGACACGCGACACACAGCGCGACAGUUUGUUACAUCAAUCUAAUGGCAUUCACCGUGAAAACUUUUGCUCUUGUGUCCUAGUGAAACGCAAGACUUCAUACACUGUUUUUUUAAUUGAGCUAAGCGCUGUUUUUCUAGUGAACUAAGCUGUGGUUAGCCCAUGUUCUGUCUUUGCAUUUGAGCUGGUUGGCCAUUUUGUUGAAGGGGUGUGCAGGUAACGCCAUGGCAGCAUUGCUCAAUGGCUGUCUGAUUUUGCUGGUACCAUGAAUUACUAUAUUCAGAAUCGCACCAUAUGGUAUCGUGACAAUCUUCUUCAACCUGUUGCUUUUCUUCAAAAAUUUCAGUGUGCUGCUGGAGUGGGUUAGUCAAAGGAACAUGUACAAUAGGCCACCUCGUAUCAGGUCAACUGAGUUUUCCCUUGAGUGUCUAAUCUCCGGACUGUCUUAUUUUACCGAAUGCUUGUGGAUGUUUUAAAGAACCGACUUGGUUGUAGAGUUUAGGGUUAGUCCACUAAUCAAGCCUGG